UUAGAUCACAUCUAUAUCGUAAUUUGUAAUUUUGAUAGGAUUUUUAAAAGUUGAUAGUCAAUUACUUGAUUUAUAGUAUUUUUUUUGCAAGUUGAAAUCAGAUCCUAUUUUGGACCACCACAAAAAUUAAGCAUUGUCCGUAAUCAGCUCGGAACACUGAUAUUGUCAGGAAAAUCAUUUAGCCAAGCCAACUCUCAAGACAACGGGCUGAAAAUGUUUUAAGUCCCAAUAUAAAGGGUGCAUUCUUAUGCAGUUCAACUCUGUGCAUACUCUUUCCUCUCUAUCUCUCUCUCUGAGAAACUCAAAUGAAUCCGAAGACUGUAGUCGAUGAGGUUCCACCAUACCUACGCGUAUACCAAGAUGGAACCAUAGAGAGACUCGUAGGCACAGAUUUCGCCCCACCAACUCUCGACCCCGAAACCGGCGUUUCCUCAAAAGACGUCCUCUUCCACCCGGAAACCGGCGUCUCCGCCCGUCUCUACCGCCCCAACCUCGCCGCCCACCACCAAACCAAACUCCCCCUCGUGAUCUACUUCCACGGCGGCGCAUUCUGCAUCUCCUCCACCGCCGAUCCCAAGUACCACGCCAUGCUCAACAUCCUUGUAAACCACGCCCAAAUCAUCCUCGUCUCAGUCGAUUACCGCCUCGCCCCCGAGCACCCUCUCCCGGCGGCCUACCACGACUCCUGGGCCGCCUUACAAUGGGUCGCCGCUCACCUCUCCGGCGCCGCCUCCGAAAACUGGAUCACGGAACACGUGGAUUUCGAUAGAGUGUUCUUAGCCGGCGACAGCGCCGGCGCCAACAUCUCUCACCAUCUCUCCAUUCGGGCCGGGUCUCCGGGUCGUGCGCUGGGGGAGCUGAAGAUCCGCGGCGUCUUGAUGAUUCAACCCUACUUCUGGGGCGAGGAAGCGAUCGGAGCGGAGGCCGAGAAUCCGGUUUUCAAAGCGGUGGUGGACAAGUGGUGGCGAUUCGUGUGCCCCUCCGACCUCGGCUGCGACGACCCGCUGAUCAACCCGUUUGUGAGCGGAGCUCCGAGCCUCGAUGGGUUGGGUUGUGGGAGGGUUCUUGUGUGUGUAGCUGGGAAUGAUAUUCUGCGCGAGAGAGGAAGGCUUUAUUACUCGGUUUUGACAAAAAGCAAAUGGGAGGGGAAACCGGAGUUCUUCGAGACUCAAGGGGAGGACCAUGUUUUCCACAUCAUGGACCCCACUUCCCUAAAUUCCACAAAUUUGAUCACUCGCUGUGCACAAUUCAUUCAACAAUCAUGAACUACGCUUCUUCGUUUUCAAACUCCCAAACCCUUCUGUCAUUUGUGUUUAUUGUCGUGUAAAAUAUUAAAAUAAUAAGAGGACAGAUUAUUUCGUUGUA
Molecule: messenger RNA, 1365 nt
Organism: Salvia miltiorrhiza (redroot sage)
Lineage: Eukaryota; Viridiplantae; Streptophyta; Magnoliopsida; Lamiales; Lamiaceae
Product: probable carboxylesterase 2
Exons: 1
Coding region: 306-1265 (319 amino acids)
Molecular function (GO): hydrolase activity
Source: RefSeq, a predicted model, not a curated record